Molecule: messenger RNA, 2064 nt
Organism: Urocitellus parryii (Arctic ground squirrel)
Lineage: Eukaryota; Metazoa; Chordata; Mammalia; Rodentia; Sciuridae
Gene: Col9a3
Product: collagen type IX alpha 3 chain
Source: RefSeq, a predicted model, not a curated record
AUGGCCCGAGCGCCCACCCUGGCCCUGCUCCUGCUGGGGCAGCUCCUGGCCGCCGCCGCGGCGCAGAAAGCAGGACCUCGAGGCCCUCCUGGCCCCCAAGGGCCACCUGGAAAGCCGGGCAAGGAUGGCAUCGAUGGAGAAGCUGGUCCUCCAGGUCUGCCUGGGCCCCCGGGACCAAAAGGGACCCCAGGCAAGCCAGGGAAGCCAGGAGAGGCAGGUCUGCCGGGACUGCCUGGUGUGGACGGUCUGACUGGGCGGGAUGGACCCCCUGGACCCAAAGGUGCCCCUGGAGAACGGGGAAGUCUAGGACCUCCGGGGCCACCCGGGCUGGGGGGCAAAGGCCUCCCUGGACCCCCCGGAGAGGCGGGAGUGAGCGGCCUCCCAGGUGGCAUCGGCCUCCGUGGUCCCCCGGGACCCUCUGGACUCCCAGGCCUGCCUGGCCCCCCAGGACCUCCUGGACCUCCCGGACACCCUGGGGUCCUCCCCGAAGGUGCUACAGAUCUGCAGUGCCCUGCCAUCUGCCCACCAGGUCCCCCAGGUCCCCCAGGAAUGCCAGGGUUCAAGGGGCCCACGGGCUACAAAGGGGAGCAGGGAGAAGUCGGCAAGGAUGGUGAGAAGGGUGACCCUGGCCCCCCUGGUCCUGCUGGCAUCCCAGGCACCGUGGGGCUGCAGGGUCCCCGAGGAUUGCCAGGACUUCCAGGGCCACUUGGGCCCCCUGGGGACCGGGGUCCCAUUGGGUUCCGAGGCCCCCCUGGGGUUCCGGGAGCACCUGGGAAAGUGGGUGACAGAGGCGAGAGGGGCCCAGAAGGUUUCCGUGGCCCCAAAGGUGACCUUGGCAGACCCGGUCCCACAGGGAUCCCUGGAAUGGCGGGGCCAGCUGGCGAGCCGGGCAUGCCAGGCAAGGAUGGCCGGGACGGGGUGCCAGGACUCGACGGCGAGAAGGGGGAGGCUGGCCGCAGCGGAGCCCCAGGAGAGAAGGGUCCCAACGGGCUGCCGGGCCUCCCUGGACGCGCCGGCGCCAAGGGCGAGAAGGGAGAACCGGGUAGAGCUGGGGAACUGGGUGAGGCUGGCCCCUCCGGAGAGCCAGGAGUCCCUGGAGAUGUUGGCGUGCCUGGGGAGCGUGGUGAGGCUGGUCACAGGGGCUCAGUGGGGGCUCUUGGCCCACAGGGCCCUCCGGGAGCCCCUGGUGUGCGAGGCUUCCAGGGCCGGAAGGGCAGCAUGGGAGACCCCGGCCUUCCAGGUCCCCAGGGUCUCCGAGGCGAUGUGGGUGACCGGGGCCCAGGAGGUGCCACAGGCCCUAAGGGAGACCAGGGCAUUGCGGGUUCCGAUGGCCUUCCUGGGGACAAAGGCGAGCUGGGUCCCAGCGGCCCCCUUGGACCUAAAGGAGAGGCUGGGGAUCGAGGGGAGCUGGGCCCCAAAGGCAUCCAAGGACCCAACGGCACGAGCGGAGUCCAGGGCGUCCCUGGGCCCCCAGGUCCUCUCGGCUUCCAGGGCGUGCAGGGUGUCCCCGGCAUCACCGGGAAGCCUGGAGUUCCGGGGAAAGAAGCCAGUGAGCAACGCAUCAGAGAGCUGUGUGGGGGAAUGAUAAGCGAGCAAAUCGCACAGUUAGCAGCGCACCUGAGGAAGCCUUUAGCACCAGGCUCCAUCGGGCGACCUGGUCCAGCCGGCCCCCCAGGGCCCCCAGGUCCUCCUGGCUCCAUCGGCCACCCUGGUGCUCGAGGACCCCCUGGAUAUCGUGGUCCCACUGGGGAGCUGGGAGACCCUGGACCCAGAGGAAGCCAGGGUGACAGAGGAGACAAGGGUGCAGCAGGUGCAGGGCUGGACGGGCCUGCCGGAGACCAGGGGCUCCAAGGGCCACAGGGUGUGCCUGGCAUCAGCAAAGACGGCCGAGAUGGUGCUCAUGGCGAGCCUGGGCUUCCUGGUGAUCCGGGCCUUCCUGGCGCAGUCGGGGCUCAGGGGACUCCAGGGAUCUGUGACACCUCAGCCUGUCAAGGAGCCAUGAUGGGAGGGGGCGGAGAAAAGUCAGGUGCCCGGAGCUCGUGAAGGAGAACUUGAGGAAACCAG